This is a messenger RNA of Cyanidioschyzon merolae strain 10D, 1308 nucleotides long. RefSeq names its product probable tRNA splicing endonuclease subunit Sen34. Gene Ontology annotation, biological process: tRNA splicing, via endonucleolytic cleavage and ligation; tRNA-type intron splice site recognition and cleavage. Gene Ontology annotation, molecular function: nucleic acid binding; tRNA-intron lyase activity. The transcript has a single exon. The coding region runs from base 1 to 1308 and encodes 435 amino acids. The record is from RefSeq and is a predicted model, not a curated record. NCBI's taxonomy places the organism in Eukaryota, Rhodophyta, Bangiophyceae, Cyanidiales, Cyanidiaceae.
AUGUAUCCAAGUGUCCAGAGUUUGGAAACUUCUGAGGCAGAUACUAGAAUACGAACAAGUUCUCAAAGCGUUCGCGUCGUCUCUAGUGGGCCUGGGGCGUUCUUCGUCUGGUCCAUUCGCGAAGCCGAGCAGCUGCGCUCUGUUCACCGAAUUAUCGGCGAAUUGGUCGGCUGUGCAGCGAAUCACGUCGGACAAAACCAGUUUCUCGGUUUACCUCUGGCGCUGGAUGUAGUUGAGGUGGCACUCGGAUUGACCGAGGGCUUUAUUACCCUCGAGGAGGCUCCCUGGACGCGGUAUCGCGGCUGUACGCCUGAGCUGCGUCAGGCGUUUGAAAGCGAACGGGAGACGAGUCGGCUAGAGCAAUUGGCCGCCGAAGCGAAGCUUGCAGAACAGAGAAGGCUACAGUUCAUGGCUGCCGAAGAGUGGAGAAUCGCACGCGAGCGUAAACGCUUCGGCCAAACAGCAGCAAGAAAGCGGCCUCAUUCCGGUGAAUGCAUCGUCCAUGGACAUUACCAGGCGGCCGACGAGUUAUGCGAGGGCUCCGCAACUGCUCAAGACGUGCCGCUGUGUGAAGAUGCUGGCCAGCCUUCACCUCCGAGAAAGCGACCACGCUUCUUGCAAAACGUGGAUCCCAUUCGAACAGCUGCGCGCUUGCUCUCGCACGUCCACAUGGAAUCUCUGCUCGGAGUCUUUCGGCGGGUUUGGCUCGCCUCGAGAGCUUGUUGGCAGAGUACUGCGUACGUGCUCACAUCCAGCGUUUUGAGUCAGCGCUAUCGCUCUGAGUCACGCGACUGGGAAACAGUUCCAGCGAGUGCAGUACAACAUGCGCGUUCAUCCAAACCCCAGGGAGAGGCGACGCUUCAGAGCGCAGCGGAUUCAAAGCGCGUACGACCGUAUCGAAUUCGAAUCCAUACCGAGAGGGCGCCUUUUGAAGUCCUCAAUGCAGACACGGCGGAAACGGUAUUGCUUGAUCAUACCAAUGUUUACGGGCAUGAAUUCUGGCGCAGCAUCACGCGCUCACCUCGUUUCCUCGUUUUCCGCGAUCUUUGGCGCCGAGGAUUCUACCUAACCAGCGGACACAAGUUUGGUGCGGAUUUUCUAGCAUAUGCGCAUGAUCCAUGUCUUUUUCAUGCGGGUCUCUGCGUGAUCGUCCUCAACAAAAACGACAUACUACGCCCGCGAGAUAUCAUUAGCGCAGGUCGUUUAGGCGUUGCCACGAAAAAGCGUGCGACUCUAGCCUGCGUCGAAGAUAUCGAGCAGGGUAUCGUCUCAUAUCGAGGCAUUGCUUGGUGUGAGGCUCUACCCUGA